Jaculus jaculus (lesser Egyptian jerboa) is the source of this 3158-nucleotide messenger RNA. It is a transcript of the gene Nfatc4, whose product is annotated as nuclear factor of activated T cells 4. Lineage: Eukaryota; Metazoa; Chordata; Mammalia; Rodentia; Dipodidae. Gene Ontology annotation, cellular component: transcription regulator complex. Bases 155 to 2854 code for a protein of 899 amino acids. Gene Ontology annotation, molecular function: RNA polymerase II cis-regulatory region sequence-specific DNA binding; DNA-binding transcription factor activity, RNA polymerase II-specific; transcription factor binding. The transcript is spliced from 10 exons. Gene Ontology annotation, biological process: calcineurin-NFAT signaling cascade; cytokine production; regulation of transcription by RNA polymerase II. The record is from RefSeq and is a predicted model, not a curated record.
AUAAUAACGAGGGGGCGUCCGGAGGGAGGUGGCAGCGACGGAGGAGGGGGCGUCUUAGAGCAAAGGAGGGAGGGAGCCACCCGUGUGAAGAUACGGCAGCCUCUUGCGCUCCCCCUCCCAUCCAGGCCGGGACCUGGGGGCUCUGGCCGGAUCCAUGGGGGCGGCAAGCUGCGAGGAUGAGGAGCUGGAAUUUAAGCUGGUGUUCGGGGAGGAGAAGGAGGCCCCCCCGCUGGGCACGGGGGGCUCUGGGGAAGAGCUGGACUCAGAGGAUGCCCCACCAUGCUGCCGAUUGUCCCUGGGGGAGCCUCCUCCUUAUGGCGCUACCCCUAUUGGUAUUCCCCGACCUCCACCCCCUCGGCCGGGUAUGCAUUCACCCCCGCCCCGUCCUGCUCCCUCACCUGGCACCUGGGAGAGCCAGCCGGCCCGGUCGGUGAGGCUGGGGGGUCCUGGAGGAGGUGCUGGGGGUCCUGGGGGCGGACGUGUUCUAGAGUGUCCCAGCAUCCGAAUCACAUCCAUCUCUCCCACGCCUGACCCACCGGCCCCGCUAGAGGACGCCCCUGAUGUCUGGGGGGACGGCUCUCCCAGAGAUUACCCCCCACCAGAAGGCUUUGGGGGCUACCGAGAGGCAGGGGCCCAGGGCGGGGGCGCCUUCUUCAGCCCGAGCCCUGGAAGCAGCAGCCUGUCCUCGUGGAGCUUCUUCUCGGAUGCCUCCGACGAGGCAGCCCUGUAUGCAGCCUGCGACGAAGUGGAGUCUGAGCUAAAUGAGGCCGCAUCUCGCUUUGGCCUGGGCUCUCCAUUGCCCUCGCCCCGAGCUUCACCCAGGCCAUGGACCCCGGAGGAUCCCUGGAGCCUCUACGGUCCGAGCCCUGGAGGGCGGGCACCAGAGGAUAGCUGGCUGCUCCUCAGUGCUCCUGGGCCCACCCCAACUUCUCCACGACCUGCCUCGCCCUGUGGCAAGAGGCGCUAUUCCAGCUCCGGAACCCCAUCUUCAGCCUCCCCAGCUCUGUCCCGUCGUGGCAGCCUUGGGGAAGAAGGGCCGGAGCCACCUCCACCACCUCCGUUACCUCUGACCCGGGAUCCCGGCUCCCCAGGCCCUUUUGACUACGUAGGGGCCCCGCCAGUGGAGAGCAUCCCCCAGAAGACGCGACGGACUUCUAAUGAGCAGGCAGUGGCCCUGCCUAGGUCUGAGGAACCUGCCUCGUGCAAUGGGAAACUGCCUUCAGGAACAGAAGAAGCUCCUUCUGGAGGUCUCCGCAAAGAGGUGGCAGGCAUGGACUACCUGGCAGUGCCUUCUCCCCUAGCUUGGUCCAAGGCCCGGGUUGGGGGACACAGCCCCAUCUUCAGGACCUCUGCCCUACCCCCACUGGACUGGCCUCUGCCCAGCCAGUAUGAGCAGCUGGAGCUGAGGAUUGAAGUGCAGCCUAGAGCCCACCACCGAGCCCAUUAUGAGACAGAGGGCAGCCGAGGUGCUGUCAAAGCUGCACCUGGUGGUCACCCUGUGGUCAAGCUCCUGGGCUAUAGUGAGAAGCCACUAACCCUACAGAUGUUCAUUGGUACUGCUGAUGAAAGGAACCUGAGGCCUCACGCCUUCUAUCAGGUGCACCGCAUCACUGGCAAGAUGGUGGCCACUGCCAGCUAUGAAGCUGUAGUCAGUGGUACCAAAGUGUUGGAGAUGACCCUGCUUCCUGAGAAUAACAUGGCUGCCAACAUUGACUGUGCUGGAAUCCUGAAGCUUCGGAAUUCAGACAUUGAGCUGAGGAAGGGUGAGACAGACAUCGGACGCAAAAACACACGUGUGAGGCUCGUGUUCCGAGUACACGUGCCUCAGGGCAGUGGGAAAGUCAUCUCUGUGCAAGCGGCGUCAGUGCCCAUCGAGUGCUCCCAGCGCUCCGCCCAGGAACUGCCCCAAGUGGAGGCAUACAGUCCCAGUGCCUGCUCUGUGAGAGGAGGGGAGGAACUAGUGCUCACUGGCUCCAACUUCCUGCCAGACUCCAAAGUGGUUUUCAUUGAGAGGGGCCCUGAUGGAAAGCUGCAGUGGGAGGAGGAAGCUGUGGUGAACCGACUGCAGAGCAAUGAGGUGACUCUGACUCUGACCAUCCCUGAAUACAACAACAAGCGGGUGUCCCGGCCAGUACAGGUCUACUUUUAUGUCUCCAAUGGGAGAAGGAAGCGCAGUCCUACUCAGAGUUUCAAGUUCUUGCCUGUGAUCUUCAAGGAAGAGCCCCUACCAGACUCAUCUCUCCGGGGCUUCCCCUCCACAUCAGGCCCUCCCUUUGGCACUGAAAUGGACUUCUCGCCACCCAGGCCCCCCUAUUCCUCCUAUCCCCAUGAAGACCCUGCUUAUGAAACUUCUUACCUAUCAGAAGCCUUUGGCUAUAGUACACCCCCUCUGUAUCCCCAGACAGGCCCCCCACCAUCCUACAGAUCAGGCCUUCAGAUGUUCCCUGAGACUGGAGGUGCCACGAGUUGUGCCCGCCCACCCGCCAUCUCCUUCCUUCCUCGCCCUUUCCCUGGAGACCCUUACAGAGGACAGAGCUCCUCCUUUCCCCUGGGCCUUCCAUUCCCACCUCCAGCCCCCUUUCGGCCUCCAUUGCCUUCUUCCCCACCACUUGAAGGUCCCUUCCCUUCCCAGAGCACUGUUCAUCCCCUACCUGCUGAGGGCUACAAUGAGGUAGGGCCAGGCUAUGGCCCUGGGGAGGGGGCUCCGGAGCAGGAGAAAUCCAGGGGUGGCUACGGCAGCGGCUUCCGAGACAGUGUCCCUAUCCAGGGUAUCACACUGGAGGAAGUGAGUGAGAUCAUUGGCCGAGACCUGAGUGGCUUCCCUUCACCUCCUGGAGAAGAGCCUCCUGCCUGAACCACGUCUGACAGCCCCAGCAGCCCACCUCCUUGCCUUCCUAACUGGGAUGCUGGCUUCAGAAGCUUGGGACCAACUCUGGUUUCUCAUUGCCCAGCUUCUGGCUCUACUCCCUCCUCCAGCUGAGGAGGCCCUAAGCCUGGUGCUGUCUGAAGGGGAGGGAAGUAUGGAAGAUAGGGGAUGAUGGUGGAGACCAGGGCUGAGUGCCAGAAAUGACUGGGGAGAUGAUGUCCAGACUGUGCAGACCAUGGUGCUGGAAGGCUGGGAACAGAUUGAUGGGUAAUAAACUGCUCACUGACCAGUG